Parasteatoda tepidariorum (common house spider) is the source of this 2656-nucleotide messenger RNA. Its product is annotated as achaete-scute homolog 1. Gene Ontology annotation, molecular function: DNA-binding transcription factor activity, RNA polymerase II-specific; RNA polymerase II transcription regulatory region sequence-specific DNA binding; protein dimerization activity. Gene Ontology annotation, biological process: regulation of transcription by RNA polymerase II; developmental process. Lineage: Eukaryota; Metazoa; Arthropoda; Arachnida; Araneae; Theridiidae. The record is from RefSeq and is a predicted model, not a curated record.
AAUAUUUUAUUCCAUUCUUUUUCUAAGAUGGGAUGGAGCUCCUUUUAAUAGCUUGCAUCAUAACUUCUCGAGACUGCGCGUUGAGUAGAUGAUGAAAAUAUCGCGCACAGCGCACAAUUCGAAGUUCUAAAACGCGGGAGCAGUGAAACUCGGGGAUAUUCGUUUGUAUUUUUGAAUUAUUCAUUAGUUACCUUUUGAUUUUGAAGUUUUAUUUUAUUUGAAACCAAAAUUGAAGAAUUGGAUCAAAGUUUUAUUUUAUUUAAACUAAGAUCAGAGAAUUAGAGCGGUGUUUUAUUUUAGUCAAACCAAGAUCGAAGGUGGAUUUUUUUCAAACCUAGAUAGAAGAAUUAGAUCCAAGUUCGACUUUAUUCAAACCAACAUUUAAGAACUAGAUAGAACUUUAUGUUGUUUAAUUAGAUCGGAGUAUUAUUUUAGUCAAACCAAGAUCGAAGGUUGAUUUUAUUCAAACCUAGAUACAAGAAUUAGAUCCAAGUUCGAUUUUAUUCAAACCAACAUUUAUAAGAACUAGAUAGAACUUUAUGUUGUUUAAUUAGAUCGGAGUAUUAUUUUAGUCAAACCAAGAUCGAAGGUUGAUUUUACUCAAACCUAGAUAGAAGAAUUAGAUCCAAGUUCGAUUUUAUUCAUACCAACAUUUAAGAAUUGGAUAGAACUUUUAUGUGGUUUAAAGCGAGAUCGAAUUUUUAAAUUCAAACUAAUUUGAAAAUGUUUAGUUGACGCUUCUGAUAAAGUGGAUUUGUGUGACAAUAGACUUAAAAUGGUAUCAAUGAUGAGCUAUGACAGUGCCGGACGUUUGUUGUAUCUCAACAAUUCUUCUCAACUGUCUAUGUCAAGACCACGUGAGACAAAUAUGGCCAUGGGCCGGACUCCAUCCGAAAUUGUGUACGCAAACCGAAAUAUUCACAAAAUACAGCAUGAGACUGAAACUAGUACAAAGAAGGGCACAUUUGUUGCCGGACAAUCUGCCGGACCAUCAACAGCGGUGUCCAGAAGAAAUGCUAGAGAAAGAAAGAGAGUCCGGCUCGUCAAUCUAGGAUUUUCAACUCUUCGAGAGCGUGUGCCACCUGGUUCAAAAAACAAGAAACUAAGCAAAGUAGAAACUUUAAGAGCUGCUAUAGAGUACAUCAGGCAACUGCAAGGCAUGCUUGGAAUGCCUGAACAACGGAUUUAUGACAGUGCUGCAUAUCAAAGUAUGGUAGCCGAUGAAAAUUAUGUUAUGGACGAAUGUUCUUCAGUAGCUUCAUCUGAGGAAGUGGGACUAACAGUCAGGGGAACAUGCGGGCCAUCAACAGGUUCAGGAGAUUUGUCACCAUCUUCGAGUCAUCCAUCCGAAUACAGUUCUCCGUAUGCCAGUCACGCGCCACACGAAGAACAGUUAUUAGACAUGUGGUUUUCAUAAUGGAUAUUUUAAUAAGGUUUCUACAACAAUCUGAAAUUGCAGAAGUGGAGCUCUAUCUGAUUGUUUCAUCUAUUUUUUCCGUAAUUCCUUUUAAACUAUUUAAUUUCAGCUGAUUGUUAUUUUGAGGCUUUUCACUGGAGAAAAAAAAAAAGAUUACACAAUGCUAAUCUGUAACAUUCUUAUCAAAUGAAAAAAGGUUGUGAAAUUUUAUUGUUGUAAUUUAUCAGAUAUUUUACUUAUCUGCUCUAAGCUAUGAAAUGUGAUUGGUUUAUUGCUCAAAUAGACUGUGACAGUCAAGUUUUACAGAUCUGCUUUUUAACCCGUUGACUUACUAAUAUUUUUCUCCUUAGGCGAUACAAUGGCUAUUGCGUUUGUUGCUUAAAGAAUAGUAGUAGCUAAAUAUUGAUAUAUGAGUGGAAGCAUUUUACAGUUCUUGUCGUUCUUAAACAGCGGUAGACUGUAAGCCAGCAAUAUAAGUCAAUGGUUUAAAACACGAUUUGAUUUUAUAGUAUUGUAAAGCAGUGUUUCCCGAACUUUUUCAUUUAGUUUCCCAAACAAAUUUUACUUUAAAGUAAAGUAGGAAAUUUCUUUUAUUAUGUUAAUACUAAUUACCUUAAGCUUUCAACUUGGAUGUAGGUUUUCGAAAAGGUGGAAUUUGAGCUUGUCAUAUCACAUGUUAUGAGUUUAAAAUAAUAAUAAUAACACUAGAGAGCAAAUUUUUUUAUUGAAUUUAUACAAAUAUUUGAUCUCACUAGUUCAUGUUGGGGGAUUUUAAAUCUAAAACUAUUUUUCUUCCGAAAUUUAAAGAUUUUUUUUCAAAAUCGUUUUUUAGUUAAGUUUGCUUUUUGCGUGAAUGUACAAGUUCAUAAAGAACAUAUUGGUUUAUAUACAUACAGAUGCUAUUGUCUGUUUCUUUGAAAAUAACAAAUAAAAUCAUAAGGCCUUCACAAACUAAAAUGUAUUAUCGUUUUCUUUCUACCACUCCAAACGUAGCAGAGAACUGGGGACUCUUAGUAUUCACUGGAUUGAAUUUUAUAAAAUCGUGGUUAGGAAUAUGCUGCUAAAUUGCAAACCGAUUGCAGAUUAGAAAUGAAUGACGCGGAUAUAUCUAAGAUCUGUUCAAAAGUUUCAUGCAAUAGAAAUAAAUAUUCCCCCGUGUAAUUUGCUUAACACGUUCACGCCGGGGUGAGCCACCGGUGGGUCAAGCUAGAUUGUCUCAUCUUGGCAGCGCACCGGAGU